GGCGGGCGGGGCGCGGCGGCGGCAGGUGAAGGCGGAGGCGGGGCCGUGGCUCCGGGACCGGUCUGUAGCUCGGGCGGGGUGCGCAGGUGAGGACCAUGGCCAGCCCAGAGGACGACCUCAUCGGCAUCCCCUUCCCUGAGCACAGCAGCGAGCUGCUGAGCUGCCUGAACGAGCAGCGGCAGCUGGGGCUGCUCUGCGAUGUCACCAUCAAGACGCAGGGGCUGGAGUACCGCACCCACCGUGCCGUCCUGGCUGCCUCCAGCCGCUAUUUCAAGAAGCUCUUCGCCGGGCCGGGGCCGGGCCAGGAGGUCUGCGAGCUGGACUUUGUGGGGCCGGAGGCACUGGGAGCGCUGCUGGAGUUCGCGUACACGGCCACGCUGACCAUCAGCAGCGCCAACAUGGGCGAGGUGCUGCGCGCCGCCCGGCUGCUGGAGAUCCCCUGUGUCAUCGCUGCCUGCGUGGAGAUCCUGCAGGGCAGCGGCCUGGAGGCGCCGGGCCCCGAUGACGGCGACUGCGAACGCGCCCGCCGCUACCUGGAGGCUUUCUCCAGCCUGCCCGAGGGUGAGGUGCCUGCCCCGCCGCCCCCCCGCCCCACCCCGCGCCGCAGCAAGAAGACCCGCAAGUUCCUGCAGGCCCGCGGUGCCCAGCUCAACAACCACGCCGCCGAGGAGCCGCCGCCCGCAGCUGAGGCCGAAGGCUCCGUCAGCCCCCCGCUGCCCUCCUCCCAGCUGCCCUCACCCCCUCUGCCCGAGGGGCUCUCCCUGCCCUACGACAGCUUUGAGCUGCCUGAGGAAGAGGAGCUGCCCCCACACUCCUUCCCCUUCCCCUACCAGCCCCCCUUGUCCCCCGAGGAGGCACCUUCUGACGAGGAUCCCAUCGACCCCGACCUGAUGGCGUACCUGAGCUCGCUGCACCACGAGUCGCUGGCGCCCGGGCUGGACAGCCCCGACAAGCUGGUGAGGAAGAGGCGCUCGCAGAUGCCCCAGGAGUGCCCCGUGUGCCACAAGGUCAUCCACGGUGCUGGCAAGCUGCCCCGCCACAUGCGCACGCACACGGGCGAGAAACCCUUCGCCUGCCAGGUCUGCGGGGUCCGGUUCACACGGAACGACAAACUGAAGAUCCACAUGCGGAAGCACACGGGUGAGCGGCCCUACUCCUGCCAGCACUGCAGCGCCCGCUUCCUGCACAGCUACGACCUGAAGAACCACAUGCACCUGCACACGGGCGCCCGGCCCUACGAGUGCUACCUCUGCCACAAGGCCUUCGCCAAGGACGACCACCUCCAGCGGCACCUCAAGGGCCAGAACUGCCUGGAGGUGCGGACGCGCCGCCGCCGCCGCGACGAGCCGGCCCCGCCGCCCACCGGGCCCGCAGGCCUCGACCUCUCCAACGGGCGCCUGGAGGGGCUGCGCCUCUCCAUUGCCCGCUACUGGGCUCCAGGGCAGCCCGAGGAGGAGGAGGAGGAGCAGGAGGGUGAGGAAGGGCCGCAGCCGGACGGCACCGUGCCGGUGGAGACGGCGUAGGGGCGAUGCGGCGGCGGCAGGUGUCGUGGCGUUCCAUGCCGAGCUGUGCCGUGCCCACUGGGGUUUCUGUUCCUGUUUUUCCCGUCACGGUUCAUUCCUAGUUAUGCAAAGGGGGAAAAUCCCCUCGGCCGAUUUGCACAAGGGGGUGGGGGGCCCCUAUCACCCCCCCCCACACCACCGUGCCCGGGCCCACCUGGUCAUGCCCAGGGCGGGUGAUGAUGGGGGGAUCGGGACUUGGAUGUCCCCCCCACCAAACCCCUCGUGGGUGCCAGGACCGGGCAGGGGCACCCAUGGACCAAGGCCCCCCCCCAGGUGGGGAGAGCCCCCCGAUCCUCCCCAGUGGAGGGGGGCACUGCCCUACGCUGUGCAUAGC
Messenger RNA from Melospiza georgiana, 1896 nucleotides. RefSeq names its product zinc finger and BTB domain containing 7B (gene ZBTB7B). Gene Ontology annotation, biological process: positive regulation of gene expression; regulation of transcription by RNA polymerase II. Gene Ontology annotation, molecular function: protein binding; RNA polymerase II cis-regulatory region sequence-specific DNA binding; DNA-binding transcription factor activity, RNA polymerase II-specific. The record is from RefSeq and is a predicted model, not a curated record. NCBI's taxonomy places the organism in Eukaryota, Metazoa, Chordata, Aves, Passeriformes, Passerellidae. Bases 96 to 1523 code for a protein of 475 amino acids. The transcript is spliced from 3 exons.